This is a messenger RNA of Siniperca chuatsi (mandarin fish), 4676 nucleotides long. RefSeq names its product immunoglobulin superfamily, member 8 (gene igsf8). The transcript has 8 exons. Bases 294 to 2210 code for a protein of 638 amino acids. NCBI's taxonomy places the organism in Eukaryota, Metazoa, Chordata, Actinopteri, Centrarchiformes, Sinipercidae. The record is from RefSeq and is a predicted model, not a curated record.
GUUUUUGUUACCGACACACACACACACACACACACACAGACACACCACCCUACCCUCCUGUGAUGCCAACCACUCCAUGGCUGGGCUUGGACGGCGUGUCUGACGAGGCGGUAUAAUCUAAAACCAAACCGGGAUAUCAUGGAGCAGUGGAUGUGUUGACGGAGAUGCGACGGUGCAUGAAAAAGACACUUUGUCUCCACGGCGGAAUGAACUAUGAUCGGCAGUAAACGAGCAGAGGAACACGGAGAGAGAAAUCUGAGUCACUAUAAUCCAUCUGGACACCGGGGGGGAAGAUGAGGACCAUGAUGGCUUCGAUGAAAACAGCAUUAUUCGUAUUUCUACACGGUGUGCUCCAGUACGCCGUGUGUCGUGACGUAACUCUUCCUACUGGAACCCUCUACCGCGUUGCAGGGUUCCCCCUCUCCCUGCCCUGUGCUGUAUCAGGGUACGAAGGCCCACGAACGCAGGAAUUUGAGUGGUUCCUGUACAGGGAUGAUGCUGGUGGGAGGCAAAUGGGAGUGGUGUCCACCAGGGACAAUGGCUUCCCCUAUACCCCGUUCCAGGCCCGGGUGAGGAACGGGGAGGUGAGGGUGGAGAGGGACUCAGGGGACAAGGUCCGGCUGGUGAUCCAGAGGCUUCGGGUCGAAGACCAGGGGAAGUAUGAGUGCUACACACCUAGCACGGACAGCACUUACCUGGGGAACUACAGCGCCACAGUGCCUGUCAAAGUGAUCCCUGACACACUCCAGAUCAGCUUUUCCCGCUCACUCACUGGCCAGCCCGUGCCGGAGGGGGCCGAAUUAACACUGACAUGCUCAGCCGGCAUCCAAUCGGAGCAGCUCACCCAUCUGUCCAUCACGUUUGGAAAGCGUAGUGGCGGAGACGGUUUGGAGAGCGGAGUAGGAGGGGAAGUCAGCACCGUUAGAGAGAUUAUCUCCAUCGACAAGCUGCUGGGGGUCGUCCCCGGACGUUCGUACAAGAAGCGGUACGAUGAUGAAGAGAUCACACUGGAGAAAAGGAACGGGGAGGCUGGACUGGGUCUGUACGUGAUGAAGAUGAGAGGUGUGCAGCCUGACGACACUGGCUCAUAUUUCUGUGAGGCCUCACAGUGGAUUCUUGACCCUGAUCGAUCGUGGCAGAAGAUUGCACAAAGGACCCUGGAUAUUGGCAACUUGACUGUUCGGCAACUAGCGGAGUCUCUGAGUGUAACAUCCUCGCCCAGAGGGGAGGUGACCCUGCAGGUCGGUUCCCCUCUCAUCCUGACCUGUGAGGUGUUGGGGCUGCCGUCUGAAGUAAGUUCGGCCCUGCUGGUUCAGUGGAUGAAGAGGGGAUCUGUAAGCAGUGAUGUAGCUGGGACCGGAGGAGUCGAGGUGGAGGUGGCCCGGAUGAGCCCGGACGGAGUUGUGAGCUGGGGGGACGACCUCAGCCGAGCUAGCGGGGGCUCUAUGGAGAAAGUGGCAGAGGGGAGGUACUCUCUGAAGCUGUUCUCAGCCCGCCCCUUAGACUCAGGGGUGUAUCGGUGUGUGGUGAGUGUGUACGCUGGAAGAAGAAACCCUGGCCCCUCUACUCCUGCAACACUCACCCAGAGGUCUGAGGGAGUCACCGUCAACCUCAAGACCAAAGAUGUGCUAGUUUCAGCUGUGGCUCAGCUCCCUCGAGGUCCCCUGUUAAAAAGAGGCAGCACCAUCACCCUGAUCUGCAACGCCACCGUGACAACCACAGGUCCCGCCCAGGCUCAACUGCAGUGGCUGCGCUGGCCAAUCCCUGAACCAGUUAACAAGAAGGGACAGAGCACAGCAUCUGAUGUUACUCUACCCGACCCCCCUGUUGAGGAAAAACCCAGACUGGUAGCUGCCCUCAUGUACAACGGUGUUGCAAAGAUCUACGCCAACGGUAGCGAGGUUAGCGUCGACCGCCUGUCAGCUGUCAGCUACAGACUGAGGGUCCACACAGCAACAAUGGAUGAUCAGGGCAUGUAUGCGUGUCAUGCCGAGGCGUGGGGGCAGGACCCGCAUGGAGGCUGGUACAACACAGGGGCCAAAGCAGAGUCAAAUACAGUGACUGUGUACCUGUAUGCCAGAGCUGCUGACCUCCUCCUCAUCCCAUUGGUUGUGGGAGUCUCCUCUGCCUUGUUUGUGGGCAUCGUCAUCAUCGCAACAGUAACCUGCUGCUUCAUGAAGCGACUGGCGAGGCAGCGCGCUCAAAAAUAGGCGUCCGCUGUCUGAAAUCUGAAUGUUCGUUAGGAGGCGCAAACAGGUGACAGAGAGAAUAUAAUGAAUGAAAUGGCCAAGAAAUAACUUCAAGACAAAAUGAAGGGAAAAAUGACACAUUGUUAGAUGAUUUUCUGUGUUUUGACCUACCUGUUUAACAAUCAAUGCCAAAAGAUUCUGUUUUAUAUUCUCUUGUAUUUUUAUAUCCAAACCUUUGAAAACACCAUAUUUUAGUGAUUGCUGCAUCACGCACCAGUAGGUGUAACAUCCGAGAUUUUUGAAGCCACCACCCAAUGACCCCUCUCCACUCCUUAAGUGGGCAAAGACUCACAGUUUUUUGGAGUCUGUUUCCAGCCUAACCCAUGUUUUUAAUGACACAAGCAGUAUUUUUGUGACAAGGUCAAAAGUAAAGAAGGUACUGCAGGUUUGUUUUGAGCCUCUCAGAUGUGAGGAAUCUCACAGAUACUGUAAAAGUGAAAAUGUAUUGUUUCUGAAGGUCAAGCAAACUGCCCUCUCAGAAGUCAUCGUUGGAUUGUUACAGUAUAGAGCUACCAAAUAGUUCUCAGCCUGUCAGAUGUUUUGUAUGAUGCUAGAUGGUACUAUUUUCACACAAACAAAGAAUAUUCUGUGUUUUCAGGUCCAGUUUUUCUUUCCUCAAACUGCAUGUUUUUCUUUUAUUACAAAAAUGUCUAAAUGUCUUUGCAUGGUUUAAGCCUCUGGCACUGCCACUGACAGUCACAUGAAUGCUGAUGGGAGCAAUUUAGCCUCCAGAAACUUAAUAUGAGCAGGGACCUUCCACCGCCUGCAGUCCGGCACCACUCUGCAUGUAAACAAAGUCUGUCUGUUACUUAAUAAGGAAGGCGCUGGCUCGGGACUUUCUGAUGCCAAGACCAAUUGAGUAUCGAUUCUAAACACAAGCAUUCCUCGCCUGUGACGCAUAAACGCUGUAGUGAGUUUUCAAUACGGACUUGUAUAGAUUUGACAAAGAGAAAUGGAAGAGAAAUCCAUUAUGCACUGAGCUAAAUAUUUAAGUACUGUAUGUAGUUUAGCUGUUUUAUUUUUCUUAAUGUAAGGAAGACUAUGCUGUCUUUGGCAAAGCACCUGUUUAACAUUCUGCAGCAGUCUGUUCUGCUCUUUUUGAAGCACUUGGACAAAAUGGGACUGGGACCAAAGCCCCUUGGUAUCCUUCAUUUACUUGAUUUUCUUCCAACUGAAAAGUCACUUCUUUGCUGUACUUGAGUGAUUUUUUAUUUUUUUUUGUCUUUGCGAUUAAUGGUUCCUUUGCUCUUUUCAAGUGACUGAGAUAGAAAAACAGUACUGUGUAAAGAAUCCCAUUUGUUACACUGACUAACAGAAAACCUGUUGUGUUGUGUCACACUGUUAAGCAUACUUGUCCCCAAGGUGAACAUUUCUUAGGCAGUGCAGUUAUAUGACUUUCCUUAAGUCUCACUAUCAUCAUCAUCAUGUGGUUCAGGCCACACAUUUCUGCUGCCAAGACCUAUUAUGACUAUAGCCCCUACUGCUAGCCCACAGAAAUCUGUUGGACAGAUUUACUGUGUCUGCACACUUAUAAUGAGUGAAAUCCAUCCUCCUCUUCCUGUUGAAAAUAACACUUAAGAACAUUUUGGUCAUGCGACUGUGCCCGCAUUCAUUUAAAGUUAGAUACGUGUUUCGUGGAAAGGAGGAGGAAAGUAAAAUUUGUUGUUAUCCAGCUCGUGGCUCUCUCAUGAGAUUAUUUCUGCUUUUCUAAAUUUGUUUCCACUGAGCUGUACUUUACUUCCUCAGUCUUACUGUCUGUCUCCUGGUUGGUUUUCGACGUGAGUCCCUCUAAAUCUGACUGUCCUCCCUAACCUGUGCUCUCUACACCCCGACUAUAAAUGUUGUUCACGAACAUUAGGGAAUAAAAAUCACAGCUUUGCUUGCUUCCUGAGCCACUUUGUUCCAGAUCAACUACUCAAAGCUGAUUUGUUCCCCCACAUACCCACCCACCACGAUCUCACACACACACACACACACACACACACACACACACACACACAGCAGCACAGUGUUGGCUGGCUGGCAUUUCAGAUGGAAGUAAGUGAGUAUCUGCGUGUUCAUCUCUAAUCCCUGUUUAUGGAUGCAGUGUGUGUCCCGCUGCCCUUCCCCCUCUGUGUGGCUUGCAUACGAUUAAUUUCUGUUCCCUGAGAAUUACAGCCAGCUGUAAAAAAGUGUAGCACAUAGCGUGCAAAGUACAAAUGCUGCUGUCUAAGUUUGUGCUUUUGUUUCAAGAUUUAUUAAACGCUUUCAUGAAAGUGUUAUGUUCUGUUUGGAUUGUUUACUCAUGCUCUGAUACCACUGUUUCUGAAUGCAUCUUGCUGCCAUUGAAAUAUAUAAAGGUGGGUUAUUGCUCAGUUUGUUUCUUAUGGUGCUUUGGCAAACCUGCCAGUUGAUAAACCAAUAAACCACUCUGGAUUUCUAAUGUCA